Anthostomella pinea is the source of this 405-nucleotide messenger RNA. The record is from the annotation of a GenBank genome assembly. Lineage: Eukaryota; Fungi; Ascomycota; Sordariomycetes; Xylariales; Xylariaceae.
AUGCAGCGGGAUGACGAGUUCAUGUCGCAGUUGCUGAUUGAAGCACGCAGCAGGCGCGGGGGACAUGAGGGCAAGAUCAGUGUAACAGCUGUUGUCACGUCGCAGAUUCUACUUGACGUGCUCGAUAUCUGUGGCAUCCCACCUCAGUACAACCGGCAAUUGAUGUACGCCCACGGCCACUCCACCAAAUCGUUCGACUUCACCAUCGUCAAUGGUGACAGACUCAAGACUGGCGGACUGAACUGGCCCAACUCUGGUGUCGAAAAACUGUCUGACAUGUACAUGCUCAUGAAAAAGAUCGAAGUCCCCAGUGUGCAGUUGAUGAAAAGCCUCCUGCUGUCAGUGCGGCAGACUCCCAAGAUGUACACGUGGGCGAACGCUCCACCAGAACUCAGGGCCAGGUGA